Armigeres subalbatus is the source of this 3912-nucleotide messenger RNA. RefSeq lists its product as uncharacterized. NCBI's taxonomy places the organism in Eukaryota, Metazoa, Arthropoda, Insecta, Diptera, Culicidae. The coding region runs from base 1 to 3912 and encodes 1303 amino acids. The transcript has a single exon. The record is from RefSeq and is a predicted model, not a curated record.
AUGACAAACGCACAAGCUCGAAUCAACGCGAAGCAGGAUUCCGAGGACACCGUGAGUCACCGUUCUGGAGCGUCGAAGAUGUCAAUCAAGCGAAAACAGUUGCAGUUGGAGUUACAAAUGCUAGACGAAGAGAGAAAGAUACAAGAACAGCAGGAUGCGAAAAAGCUCGAAUACAUCCAUAAGCGAUACAAUCUACUGAUGGAAAUUGCCAGUGAAACAUCGUCAGUGGCUGACCUCGAAGAAGAAGAAGAAGAAGCUGGCGAAAGGAUAAACAACUGGAUAAACGACGAGAGGAACAUUGACCAAGUAGCUGUAAAACAUCCGGCAGAACCCGCCAUAGCAAACCCGACCAUCUCAAGACAACGCAGUAUCACACAACAUAAUCCAAGAACUAUCAACAAUAUCUAUCAAACUGAACCAUCCAUCCGAUUGAAUCGACCAAUUGUUCCGGAGUUUAGACGGUUAAGGAUUCGCGAAGAGGAUUCAUCAGCUCAUAUGGCAGAAGAUUCUGCCAACAAUUUAACACACAGUCAAGUUGUAGCACGUCAAGCUGUAUCACGAGAACUUCCGGCAUUCAGUGGAACACCCGAGGAGUGGCCUUUGUUUUUGUCUUCUUUCAUGACCACCACCAACAUGUGCGGAUACACACCGGAGGAGAAUCUGGUGCGUCUACAGAAAUGCCUUAAGGGUAAGGCACACGAAGCAGUAAAAUGUUUGCUGAUGCAUCCUUCUAAUGUUUCUCAAAUCAUCUCGACACUAAAAAUGCGAUUCGGCAAUCCAGAGGUCAUCAUACACAAUUUGAUGGCAAAAAUCAGCUCUACUCCCGCACCUAAAAUCGAUAAACUGGAUACAAUUAUCGAGUAUGCGCUAGCUGUGCAAAAUUUGUGCGCGACCAUUGAAGCUUGCCAGUUAGAUGAAUACACAUAUAACGUAGCCCUACUACGUGAAUUGGUAGACAAACUUCCAUCAUCUAUCAAAUUCGAUUGGGCAAGACACAGGCGGAACGUACCGUGCACUAAUCUUUCCACGUUUUCUGUUUGGCUGUAUGAACUCGCAGAGACAAUUUGCCCGCUAGCUGCUCUGCCAAGCGAAACAAAAAGUUACAGAACUUCUAAAAACAACCCGGUUUUCGUAAACACUCAUUCGGAAGAUAUUGACGAAAUACAGUUGUCUCAACCAUCGAUUCCAGUUCCGCACAAACAAUCACACAUUUCCUGUUCGGUGUGCAAGGGAAGUUGCACCAGCGUCGAAAAAUGUAGAAGUUUCGUAGAACUUAGCUACAAUUCAAAAUGGGCUACUCUCAAGGAAUUAGGGCUAUGUAGGAAAUGCCUGAAAAAGCACAAUGGACCAUGCAGGUCUCAGCAAAUAUGCGGAAAAAAUGGGUGUGAGUUCAAACACCAUCGUCUCCUACACAACAGCCAACGGGAUGUUAUAAUGGAACCUAGCACCAGGAACGAAUCUGAUUGUGCACCAAAGGAUGCGAACAUGACAGGAGUGAAUCCAAAUAUAACCGAAAGCGAAUGCAACAUCCAUCAUAAGGCCACUAAUAAGGUGCUAUUUCGCGUUGUUCCUGUGAUAUUAUACGGACCGAAGAAGCGUUUGAAUACGUUCGCUUUCCUUGACGAUGGAUCCUCCCUUUCGUUCAUUGACGCUGCGCUGGCGACCGAGCUCAACAUCGAAGGACUGCACGAGCCUUUGUGUCUCAAAUGGACAGCGAAUAAAUGUCGGAUGGAAAAUGAAUCAAGGAACAUCUCCUUGCAAAUUUCAGGCAUUGAGGAGAAUCAUAAGAUCUGCACCAUUCGAGGAGUUCACACGGUAUCAAGUCUGGAACUUUUCCAUCAAACAGUCAACAUGCAAGAAUUAGAGGAGAAAUAUCAACAUUUACGUGGAAUUCCUAUUGCCUCAUACCAGGAUGUGCAGCCACGCCUUCUUAUAGGCAUAAACAACGCGAAUCUUAGUUAUCCUAUUAAAGGAAGAGAGGGACAGAUGUAUGAGCCUAUUGCAUCGAAAACACGACUAGGAUGGGUGAUUCAUGGAGGAUCAGAGGAAAAUGAUGCGUUUCUCGGAUACCACAGUAUAGAUACAUGCUCCUGUAAUGGAGACUCUUCCUACAAUUUAGGCCAAGCGAUGCGGGAGUACUUCUCAUUGGAGGGACUAGGUAUUUUGAAACCCGAAAAGCCAUUAUUAUCAAAGGAUAACGAGAGAGCGCUGCAGAUUUUGUCAACGAUAACCCAGACAAACACCGGGCAUUACGAAACACCGCUUCUUUGGAAAUAUGAUGAUUUCCGUUUGCCGAACAGUAAACCUGUUGCACUAAAGCGUUAUCACUGCCUAGAAACUAGAAUGCGAAAAGAUCCCGAAUUAGCUGCUGAGGUACGAGCUAAGAUAGACAACUUUCAACGAAUGGGAUAUAUAAGGAAGCUAACUGAAGGUGAAGAAAAUGAUAUGAAAAAGCAACGUGUGUGGUACAUUCCCAUGUUUCCGGUAUUCAACCCAAACAAACCGGGAAAGACACGUAUCGUGUGGGAUUGGGCUGCAAAAACAAAUGGUAUAUCUCUGAACUCUAUGUUGAUGAAGGGGCCCGAUCAAGUCGUCCCUUUGAACGAAGUUUUGUAUAAGUUCCGAGAAAAUAAAGUAGGAAUCAGCGGAGACAUCAGAGAGAUGUUUUUGCAGGUGUUGAUUGCAAAAAAGGACCAAUACUGCCAGCUGAUUUUGUGGAAAGAAAAUCAAACAGAUGAAUUGCCCAGCACCUUCGUCACCCAAGUGAUGACCUUCGGAGCUUGUUGUUCACCUAGCUGUGCGCAAUAUAUAAAGAACAUGAAUGCGGAGAAACAUGCGGCAAAACAUCCUAGAGCAGUAGAAUCUAUUGUAAACAGACAUUAUGUUGAUGAUAUGCUGGAUAGCGUGGAAACAGAGGAAGAAGCCAUACAGCUCGCGAAAGAGGUUCGGUUUAUUCACGCUCAAGCAGGGUUUGAAAUCCGUAAUUGGUUGUCUAACUCGUCAACCGUUCUCCACACGCUUAAUCAAAGGGAAGCAAGCUUGAAGAGUCUGAAUGUCGGUUCAGAAUUGGGCACAGAAAAAGUGCUUGGGAUGUGGUGGUGCACAAAGUCGGACAACUUCACCUACAAGCUAUCAUCUAAACAUGCUGCUGAACUGCUGGCGGGCGAGCGUAAACCCACAAAAAGAGAAUUUCUGCGCACGCUAAUGUCUAUAUUCGAUCCUCUUGGUUUGUUAUCAAACCUGCUCAUCUUCCUCAAAGUUCUCUUCCAAGAAAUUUGGCGUGCUUCCAUCGACUGGGAUGAUGAAAUUCCCGACAAUUUACAAGAUAAGUGGGAAUUAUGGUUACGUAUUCUCCCAAAAGUGGAAGACGUCAGCAUCCCUCGAUGUUACCGUUCAUUGACCGCAAUAGGUCCAAAUACUCUUAUUCAGAUGCACACCUUUGUAGAUGCCAGCGAGCUGGGAUACGCUGCAGUGGUGUAUCUCCGAUUUCAACAAGGGAGUGUUGUUGAAUGCUCUAUAGUCGGAGCGAAAUCACGUGUAGCCCCACUGAAAUUUGUUUCCAUACCAAGAUUGGAGCUGCAGAGUGCUGUCAUCGGUGCAAGGCUGGCCAAUACAAUAUCUAAAGCAUUAUCUUUCCAAAUCCACCAACAUUUCUAUUGGACCGAUGCUCGCGACGUACUGUGCUGGCUGCGAUCAGACCACCGCAGGUAUUCGCCAUUCGUAGGCUGGCGAGUAAGCGAGAUAUUAGAAACCACUGAAAUACGCAAUUGGAAGUGGAUCAGCUCGAGGAAUAACGUUGCUGAUGAAGCGACAAAGUGGUCGCGAAAUCCAAAUCUCAACUGCAGCAGUCGAUGGUUUAGAGGACCUGAGUUUUGUGGCAGUCAAGCGACACUUGGCCUUCGGAGCCAUUAA